AUGGAUGAUGGGCCGUCCAACUCUACCUCCAGGGAGCCCACGUUGAACCAUGCCGAUAGUACUUCCUUGACUGGCUCUGGAAUAUCGCAACCGUCGCUCGCUCGGCCCGUGGUGCCGAGCGCGUCGUCCACAGCCAGGCUGACUUCUGCGGCUAAGAAGAACGCGUCUCACCUGAGCGAGAGCCUCGGCUACAACAAGUUCUUGCUGUACGAAAACAAGUCUCGCUUCUAUGUCGUCGCUUCGAAUACCUCCGAGUCUCUUCAUCGUAUCGUGAAGAUCGACCGCACGUCACAGGAAGAGCUUAAUGUCGUCGAGGACGAGGCCGUGUACACCGGGCGACAGAUGACGUCUAUGCUCAAGAUGAUCGAGGAGGGCAAUAAGCUAUCCGGAGGUCUCAGCAAACCGAGGGUGUUUUACGGUGUUGUAGGCUUCGUGAGGUUCACGGCGGGCUGGUAUAUGGUCACGAUCAACAAGCGCUCGGUGGUCGCCCUGCUCGGCGGGCAUUAUCUCUAUCACUGUGAAGGAACAGAUAUGAUACCCGUAUCGUGGAACCACAAGAUCGACAAGCCGGCGGAGGAGCAGCGCCAAGUCAGUAUCUUCAAGCAGGUCGACAUGUCCAAGAAUUUCUACUUUAGCUACACUUACGAUCUCACGUCAACCCUACAAUGUAACAUCACCUCACGAAACAAACUCAGCGGUGGCAAAUGGCCCUUCAGCGACCGUUACGCAUGGAACUACCACAUGUUUGACUCGGCCUUCCGCGACGCUGCUGCUGGUACGGUCAAAGCGCACUGGGUACUGCCCAUCAUACACGGACACGUCGAUCAAGCCAAACUCAACGUGCUACAUCGCGUUGUCUACGUGACUCUCAUCGCAAGACGCUCUCGUCACUACGCCGGAGCUCGCUAUCUGAAGCGUGGCGUAAACGAUGAGGGCAACGUCGCGAACGAGGUCGAAACCGAGCAGAUAGUCUCGGAGGCGUUGACAACGCCGUUCUCAUAUCCCGGACAGACCGUGUCAGCAGAGCGCCGGCCCAAUCCGCGCUACACAAGCUACGUUCAGUAUCGCGGGAGCAUACCUAUAUACUGGGCGCAAGAACUCAAUAGCAUGACCCCUCGGCCGCCCAUUGAGAUCAGCGUCGUCGAUCCCUUUUACUCUGCGGCCGCGUUGCACUUCGACGAUCUCUUCGCCCGAUAUGGCGCGCCGAUUACUAUCCUCAACCUCAUCAAGAAGCGCGAGCCGCAACCGCGAGAGUCCAAGUUGCUGCACGAGUAUACACUCUGCGUCAAAUACCUCAACCAGUUUCUCCCGGCGGAGAAGCAGAUGGACUAUAUCGACUGGGACAUGUCGCGCGCAUACAAGGAGAAGACGUACGAUGUUAUCAGCUACCUGGAAGACCUCGCCGAAGAGUCGAUCGAGAAGACUAAGUUUUUCCAUUCCGGCCCGGAGCCAUACGCCCACUAUCUGCACGGCCCGAAUAGGGAGUGGCGGAGCGAGAUGAUGCUGCAGAACGGCAUCUGCAGGACAAACUGCGUGGACUGUCUUGACCGCACGAAUGCAGCCCAGUUCGUGUUCGGCAAGCGCGCAUUCGGACACCAGCUGUACGCGCUCGGGGUCGUCGAUAGUCCGAACCUCCCGUUCGAUUCCGACGCGGUGAAUAUGCUGACGGAGAUGUACCACGAUCACGGUGAUACCUUGGCCCUCCAGUACACGGGCAGCGCGUUGGUCAACCGCGUUGAGACAUACCGACGCAUGCCGCACUGGAACAGCCACUCUCGCGACAUCAUCGAGAACUUCCGUCGGUACUACGCGAAUUCCCUGCUCGACGCCGACAAGCAGCUUGCCAUUGACUUGUUCCUCGGCAUUCGGCCCGAUCAGACCGGCAUACACACGAAGCGCGGCGGUUACCGCGACUGGUACGCGAUCGAACAUGUUCAGCCUGCAUACGUGCUCGAGAGGAGUCGUCCGGGUAUCCAGCAGUUCGUCGACGCGUCGUCCAAGUUCUGGUCGGAGUAUUAUCGCCCGCUGCUGUUCACGUCGUUCCUCAAGCACUACGCGUACCUUAUGAAUAGUACCUUGAAGCUUCCGGGGAAGACCUUGAAGGAUCUCGAGCAAAGCCCGUUCUACCCGCCCAAGCAGCUCUCAAGGCGCACGAAGGCCUCCCACAUACGAGCCAGCAAGCGAUCAGCCAUCCCUCGUAUCACCGUAGUCGAUACUACGGACGAACCUCCAGAACACGACGACAGGCAGCUCGCGCACUGGCAAGAUCCAUAUAUCUCUGAAGACGAAGAGAUCGAGUACGAGAGAUACAUCGAGCAAUGUCAAGGCAUGUACGACAAUGAUGAGACCGGGCCUGGUCCGAAGGAUAUCAUGAAGUAUAAGACCUCGGUGCAGCUAGCUUCGGGGCAUUUAGAGCUGGAUGGCUUCGGCAUUUGA
Molecule: messenger RNA, 2436 nt
Organism: Peniophora sp. CBMAI 1063
Lineage: Eukaryota; Fungi; Basidiomycota; Agaricomycetes; Russulales; Peniophoraceae
Source: the annotation of a GenBank genome assembly